Punica granatum (pomegranate) is the source of this 1347-nucleotide messenger RNA. Lineage: Eukaryota; Viridiplantae; Streptophyta; Magnoliopsida; Myrtales; Lythraceae. The record is from RefSeq and is a predicted model, not a curated record.
CUCACUGUAAAACAAAUUUUGCGCCACCUUAUCAGUCCGCACAAAUGAAAGUUCCCCUCACAAAUACCUCCUGGCACUCCAAACUCAUCCUUAACAUGCCCCCUUCUCCGCCCCUCCAACUGCGGGCCGCCAUGACCGGCGCCACCUCCUCACUCUCCCUCUAUAGUCGCAACAAGGUUGUCGUCAUUAUGGGCACCACCGGCUCCGGCAAGACCCAACUCGCCAUUGACCUUGCCACCCUCUUCCCCUCGGAGAUCAUCAACUCCGACAAGAUGCAAGUCUACGCGGGCCUUGACAUCACCACCAACAAAAUCCCACUUGAGGACCGCCACGGCGUGCCCCACCACCUGUUAGGCUCCGUCGACCCGGAUGACGGCGAGGUCACCCCUUCGGACUUCCGCUCACUCGGUCAAUCCAUCAUCGGGGACAUCAUUUCCCGUCAGAAGCUCCCCUUCAUUGUCGGCGGGUCCAACUCAUUCAUAUACGCGCUGCUAACCGAGAGGUUAGACCCCACCACCGACUUCUUCGGCGCGUUCGACUCACUGAGUACCGAGCUCAAGUACAAAUGUUGCUUCCUCUGGGUCAAUGUGUCGUUCCCGGUCCUUGAUGAUUACCUGCGAAAGCGGGUUGACAACAUGCUCGCGUCAGGGAUGUUUGAGGAGCUUGUCCGGUUCUAUGACCAGUGUCGAUUCGCCCCGUCAACCAGGACCGGGUUGAGGAAGACCAUCGGGUUUCCGGAGUUCGAUCGCUGCUUCAAGAGUUACCCGCCACGGAGGGGGGACACGUGGGCGGGAUUGGACCCACUACGAAGGGCAGCCUAUGAGGAGGCGAUUCGGGAAAUGAAGGAUAACACGUGUCAGUUGGCCAAGAGGCAGAUUGCGAAGAUCCAGCGAUUGAGAGACAGUGGGUGGAACCUGAGGAGGCUAGACGCCACGGAAGCAGUCAGGGCGAUGAUGAUGGCCCCGGGACCUAGGAAGGGACUGAAGUGGGCCGAGAUUUGGCAGAGCCAAGUCCAGGGCCCUAGCGUCAAGAUUGUGAAAAGGUUCUUGGAGGAGUAGAGAGAGAGAGAGAGAGAGAGGAACUGGUCCAAGAAUAUGUGAUGGUAUGGGAACUCGAUUUUGGGAGGACCAAUGGGUGUCGGGGUAGAGAGAGAGAGAGAGAGGAAGGGAGAGAGAGGAACUGGUCCAAGAAGAUGUGAUGGUAUGGGAACUCGAUUUUGGGAGGACCAAUGGGUGUCGGGGUAUAUACACAAUAAAAUUCGAAUAUGAAAAGUUAGAUCGGAAUUUAAGUGACAAUUUCGAUUGAUAAAUUAAGGGAUAACAACCUAAUUAAUUCUUGUAAAUAGAA